Messenger RNA from Bombyx mandarina (wild silkworm), 342 nucleotides. RefSeq names its product acylphosphatase-1. The record is from RefSeq and is a predicted model, not a curated record. Lineage: Eukaryota; Metazoa; Arthropoda; Insecta; Lepidoptera; Bombycidae. Gene Ontology annotation, molecular function: acylphosphatase activity.
AUGCGGUUUGAAAAAAAAUCACAAGAAGUUAGAGUUAUGAUGGCAGUGAACAAAGUAAAUAGUGUAACGGCGGAUUUCGAAGUUUUUGGAAAAGUGCAAGGAGUAUUCUUCCGGAAGUUUACGCAAAAGAAAGCAUUAGAACUUGGACUUAAGGGAUGGGUAAUGAAUACUGCGCAAGGAACUGUUAUAGGUCAACUUCAAGGACCCUCGACUGCUGUUGAUGACAUGAAGCUUUGGUUACAAAAGGUCGGAAGCCCAAAAUCUAAGAUCGAGAAAGCGGCGUUCAGGAAUGAGGGAAAUAUUAAAUGUUGCGCUUUUAGGACAUUUGAAAUACGUAAAUGA